AAUCUAGAAGCACCUAGAAGCCCCCCAUCCCCUCCCCUACCCUUCCUUAUAAAACGACUUUCCCAUCACCCUCCCCUCCACGCAUAACCAUCGAUCUAAGAAAAAACUUCGUCUUCUGUGUCUCUCUGCUUUGAUUCAAUUGAAUCUCUCUCUAACCAACUGAGCUAUAGCAAUGGCGGAGGCGGAGACGUUCGCGUUCCAGGCGGAGAUCAACCAGCUGCUGAGCCUCAUCAUCAACACCUUCUACUCCAACAAGGAGAUCUUCCUCCGCGAGCUCAUCAGCAAUGCUUCUGAUGCGCUGGACAAGAUCAGGUAUGAGAGCUUGACGGACAAGAGCAAGCUGGAUGGGCAGCCGGAGCUGUUCAUCCGGCUGGUGCCCGACAAGGCUGCCAAUACGCUCUCCAUCAUCGACAGCGGCAUCGGCAUGACGAAGGCCGACCUGGUGAACAAUUUGGGCACAAUCGCAAGAUCCGGGACGAAGGACUUCAUGGAGGCGCUGCAGGCCGGGGCGGAUGUUAGCAUGAUCGGCCAAUUCGGUGUCGGUUUCUAUUCCGCAUACCUUGUCGCCGAGAAGGUCGUUGUGACCAGCAAGCACAACGACGACGAGCAGUACGUUUGGGAAUCCCAGGCCGGCGGUUCCUUCACGGUCACCCGCGAUGUGAGCGGCGAGCAGCUGGGCAGGGGUACCAAAAUCACCCUCUACCUCAAGGAAGAUCAGCUCGAAUACUUGGAGGAGAGGAGGAUCAAGGACUUGGUGAAGAAGCACUCGGAAUUCAUCAGCUAUCCCAUCUAUCUCUGGACCGAGAAGACGACCGAGAAGGAGAUUAGCGACGACGAGGAUGAGGAGACCAAGAAAGAAGAGGAAGGCGACGUCGAAGAUGUCGACGAGGAGAAGGAGAAGAAGUCGAAGAAGAAGAAGGUGAAGGAGGUGUCGCACGAGUGGCAGCUGAUCAACAAGCAGAAGCCCAUCUGGCUCCGCAAGCCCGAGGAGAUCACCAAGGAGGAGUACGCCUCCUUCUACAAGAGCCUCACCAACGAUUGGGAGGACCAUUUAGCCGUAAAGCACUUCUCGGUCGAGGGCCAGCUUGAGUUCAAGGCCAUCCUCUUUGUGCCGCGGCGGGCCCCCUUCGACCUCUUCGACACGAGGAAGAAGUUGAACAACAUUAAGCUCUACGUGCGGAGGGUCUUCAUCAUGGACAACUGCGAGGAGCUCAUUCCGGAGUAUCUUGGGUUCGUGAAGGGUGUCGUCGAUUCCGACGAUCUUCCCCUCAACAUUUCCCGCGAGAUGCUUCAGCAGAACAAGAUUCUUAAAGUGAUCAGGAAGAACCUGGUGAAGAAGUGCAUCGAAAUGUUCACCGAGAUUGCCGAGAACAAAGAAGACUACAACAAGUUCUACGAGGCCUUCUCAAAGAACCUUAAGUUGGGCAUUCACGAGGACAGCCAGAACAGGGUGAAGCUCGCGGAUCUUCUCCGAUACCACUCCACCAAGAGCGGCGAUGAGAUGACCAGCCUCAAGGACUACGUCACGAGGAUGAAAGAGGGGCAGAAGGACAUAUACUACAUAACCGGAGAGAGUAAGAAGGCGGUGGAGAACUCUCCUUUCCUUGAGAAGCUGAAGAAGAAGGGCUACGAAGUCCUCUUCAUGGUUGAUGCUAUCGACGAGUACGCAAUCGGGCAGCUGAAGGAGUAUGAUGGCAAGAAGCUAGUGUCGGCAACAAAGGAGGGUCUCAAGCUCGACGAAAGCGAGGAGGAGAAGAAGAAAAAGGAGGAGAAGAAGGCUGCGUUCGAGAGUCUCUGCAAGACCAUGAAGGACAUUUUGGGCGACAGGGUCGAGAAGGUGAUGGUCUCGGACCGCAUCGUGGACUCCCCUUGCUGUUUGGUCACAGGCGAGUACGGAUGGACGGCCAACAUGGAGAGAAUCAUGAAAGCUCAGGCGCUGAGGGACAGCAGCAUGAGCUCGUACAUGUCGAGCAAGAAGACGAUGGAGAUCAACCCGGAGAACGGGAUCAUGGAGGAGCUGAGGAAGAGGGCGGAGGCCGACAAGAACGACAAGUCGGUGAAAGAUUUGGUGCUCCUGCUCUUUGAAACGGCGCUGCUCACAUCCGGGUUCAGUUUGGACGAUCCGAACACCUUUGCGGGCAGGAUCCAUAGGAUGCUGAAGCUGGGUCUCAACAUUGAUGAGGAGGAUGCUGGUGCGGACGACACCGAUAUGCCAGCGCUGGAGGAUGACGGCAACGAGGAGAGCAAGAUGGAGGAAGUGGAUUAAACGCUGCGGAGGAACAGAAAACAGUUUGAUUGGUGAAUAGUCUCUUACAGAUUAUAUGUUUCUGCAUUGUCUUUCUGUCAAUCUCUCAUCUGUUUGUUGAUCUUCAGCGUCAUUGAUUGUGUACUUAUGGUCUGUCGUAUAGUGGCGGGUUUUGGUCUGAUGGUUUUGGUUGAAUAUGUAGUGGAAACUUAACAAUUCUCUCUGGGCUUUGUGUAGUAAAAUUGCACAAUGUUCUGCAUUUAACACUU
Molecule: messenger RNA, 2514 nt
Organism: Ananas comosus (pineapple)
Lineage: Eukaryota; Viridiplantae; Streptophyta; Magnoliopsida; Poales; Bromeliaceae
Product: heat shock protein 83
Exons: 4
Coding region: 173-2266 (697 amino acids)
Biological process (GO): cellular response to heat; protein stabilization; protein folding
Cellular component (GO): plasma membrane; cytosol; protein-containing complex
Molecular function (GO): ATP binding; ATP-dependent protein folding chaperone; ATP hydrolysis activity
Source: RefSeq, a predicted model, not a curated record